AUGGAAAUUGAAAAAGAAAUCAUUAAACUGUCAUCUUGCUAGAAAUUCUUACUAAUUUAAAGUUUUAGAACAUUGAUCAAUAUAAUUGAUUUGGAGAAUUUUAAACAGAAGCAAAUCAACUUCAGAGAUGCUGAAAUUUCAUUUAUUGAUUACUUUGAAAAUGAAUUACUUGUGGGAGACAAAUAAGGAAAAUUUUAUUACAAGAAUGAAUCAUUUUAAGUGCACUCUAGUUAAUUUUUAAAUGGAAUAGUUAAAGACGGAAUGCUAUUAUCUUUGGGUUCAGAUGGUUUACUAAAACAAACCAAUAUCAAAACUUUUUAAUGCUUAUACUCUAGAUAAUUGUCAAAUCAUAUUAAGGAGGGUGCCUUGUUUCUUUUGAGUUCUCAUGUCUUGGUUCAGUUCGGCUAAAAGAUUGCAUUAAUCAACUUAGAAAAUGAUGUAAAAGAUUGUUAUAAUAUAGGUGAUAGAAACGAAGGACCUUUGAUAGUCAAGACAAAUAACUUAUCAAGGGACUAUUUCUCUGUCCUAGGCAAGGAAGGUUUGCUGAAGAUAUUCAAAUUAGGAGAGAGUUCAGAAGCAAUAUUAACUAUUGAAAUUGGAAUCUAUGAAAAUUAUGAACUAUUUUAUAUGGCUAAGAAAACAACAGUUCUUUUUUGGAAUCAAGAUAGCAUAUCAGGGUAUGUUUUUGAAAAAGAAUUGAAUAAAUAAUAUGAAGUGAAAAUAAAUAAUUUAUAAUCUGUUUUAUAAGGAGAAAGAUUAUUAAUUGUAUAUGAUAAUAUAAGCAAUCCUAAAUUAAAAUAGAUAAACAAUAUUGAGUGCUAAAAGUUCAAAUCCUUAUACUAAUAAGAAUAAUUAUUAAGAUUCAAUGAAUUGCAAUAAUCAAAAUAACUGGAAUAAUAGCAAAAUAAGUAACAAUAAAAUCCUAUUCCAAUUGCUUUUUAUGAUUUUGCUUACUUUAAUAAUCAAGCCUCUAUCGUGAUGGAAGAUAAAAAUGAGCCAAAAAAGGUUACAAGUGAAUAAAAUUUGAUUAAUGUGCUUAAAUAAUCAUUAAUUGCAAAGGAUAAGGCUUAUUUAGAAUAUGCUUUAGAGAGAACUCUUCAAAGUGGUAUUUCCGAAUCUGUGAAUAGUUUGCAGCUUGAACAAUUACAAGAGUUGUAGCAUUUCAUUGUAGAUAAAUUGAUAAGUUAUCCUGAAUAAACAAAGAAGUAUUUGGAUUGGAUUAAAGCAAUAGUGAAGAGAGGAGUUGGAGAUUUCUCUAAAUUGUAUUAUCUUUUGGAAGAGCGAACAAAAUCAAUUAAUAAAUUAGAGGCUAUCUGUUCAAAGAUACAAUUUAAUAAGUUGACUCAGAAACCAAAGCAAGAUAAAGAUUAUAGAAAACAAUAACAUACUAUUUAUGAAGAAUAAUAGAAUGAUGUUACUAUAAUUUAAGGAACUCUCGCUGAAAAACAGAUUGUUGAACAUAACUAGGAUGAAGAAUAGCCUGCCUAAAUUGAAGAUGAUUUCAAUUAAGCUUAUAUUAAACAUAAAUAAGAACUCAGAUAAAAGGCUUAUGAAGAUAUAGAGGAGGAAGCAUAUAAUGAGGAAGAUAUAAAAUUUUGA
Paramecium tetraurelia is the source of this 1599-nucleotide messenger RNA. RefSeq lists its product as uncharacterized. Gene Ontology annotation, molecular function: protein binding. The transcript is spliced from 3 exons. The record is from RefSeq and is a predicted model, not a curated record. NCBI's taxonomy places the organism in Eukaryota, Ciliophora, Oligohymenophorea, Peniculida, Parameciidae.